CGAGGGUUCCAGUUGAUCCGAUCAAUGGAACAGCCUGCUCGUGAAAUUAACGUACAAGUGGCUGAGCACUCCACAGACACGUGUACCCUUAACGUAGUUCUCGGGGGAUAUUCAGCGUGACACAGUGUGACAAGGCUGGCCCCUUUGAAUUACAGGCACAACAGAAACAGGAAGUAAGAGUGAGAGAAAGUUAUGGUGAAAGAGUACAGCAGGGUUCGCCACCAACCCCUGCCGGAGCCUCGUGGAGCUUUAGGUGUUUUCACUCAAUGAACAUACACAACGCCCGGUCUGGGAAUCGAAACCGCAGAGUUUCUGCAGAUCUGAUAGAGUUUCUACAGCUGGAUGCCCUUCCUAAUGCCAACCACUCUAAGAGUGUAGGGGAUGCUACGCAACGGAGCGGAUUGGUUGCGAAGCAAGCUUCUUAACUUUACAGACACGACAGUGCAUCCUUCCCUUUCUUCUUCAAGACAAUACGUGUAACUUGAGAGAAGUUUGGCAGCUAAAAUCUAACAAGUUGAACACGAAGAGGCCUCUCUGUGUUGUUGUGUAGUCUCAGGUGGGCGCUGAUUUAGGAGACUUGUGAUUAAGGGAAUUCUAUGAUCGCUGUCUUUUUAUCGGGAAUUAUAAAUCGAAGACAACUGUUAAAUAUAUAAGUCACCAAUAUAUUAAGACGGUAGGGUGUGAAUCGAAGACGACUCCCUAACAUGUCUGCAAUACUUUUUAAGAUGGUAGGUUGUGAACCGAGGACGUCUGCUCGACGUAUCUGGUCGCCAACAUUUUUAAGAGUGCAAGGUGUGAAUUGAGGACGAUUGUUCGAUGUAUCUGUCUCUAAUAUUUUUUCUUUUUUAACACGGUAAAGUAUGAAUCGAAGACGACUGUCCAACAUAUCGGUCUCCAAUAUUGUCUUAAGACCAUAGGAUAUGAAUCGAAGACGACUGUCCUACGUAUCUGUCACCAGAAUUUUUUUGAAGAUGGCAGGGUGUGAAUCGAAAACGACAAUCAAACAUAUAUCUGUCGCCAACAUUAUUUUUACGACCGUAGAGUGUGAAUCGAGGACGACUAUCCAAUAUUUUAUGCCCCCACCAUUUUUUCCCUAUCUUUUACGACGAUAGGGUAUAAACAGAGAGAAAUUUGGCUGUUAUUUCUAGCAUGCCUGUUAAGCGCAUAGACCAUAGGAGCGGCCCCGUUGUUAGGAUCGUCGGUAAUUUUUCACAUAAACACCCGCACGAUUACCUAGCCCUAAUCCGAGAUCCUGACCCUAACACCCUAGUGGAAAUCGUGCGGGUGUUAAUCUGAAAAAUUACCCAAUAUUUUAUGCCCCCACCAUUUUUUUCCUAUCUUUUACGACGAUCGGCAGGUUGUUAAUUGCUGGUGAACGAACACCGGUUCAUAAGUCCAAACACCGGUUUCUGGGGAAGGUUUAUAAUUUCUGUGCUGCAACCAGCACACACACACUCCAUAAUAACUUAUCUCUCUCUCUUUAGAUUCUCUACUUGGUCUCUCUCUCAUAUCAGAGCCAGUCCUCUCUUGGUUCUUGUCCUCUCUGUCAACCCCUUCCUGGCUUUAAGCCAGUCCUUGGAGUCUUCCUUCUUGAUUUCUUCUUCCAAGCUGUUUUCAUCCCGGGAUGUAUUACGUUAAUAGCUGUAUAUUUACUGUCUAUCAAUCCAUUUAAACAGAUAUUUACACCUCUAGAUGUCUAUAAUAAUCAUAAUUUCUCUCUUCACGUCUAUCUAUUUACCUAUAUAAGCUUCUUGAAGCACAACACAACAACAUAUACACCAGGAUUAUAUUAUAUAUAAUAUAAUAUAAUAUAAUAUAAUAUCUGUGUUUAUUAUUUAUAGGUGUGUCAGCUAUUUUUCUGGAUGUUUCUAUCGUUUUUUUGUUCCUUCUGUAAAUACACAAGAAAAAACGAAAUGACAAAGAAUUAGAAUUCACAACACAAAUCCACAUUUAUUGCCUACAACACAGACACAUACAUACGCAGUAUUGUAUAUACAUACACACGCACUUUAAUAAUACACACACACACUUAUACAUAGUUUACUACACACACACUUAUACAUAUAUAUACACAUACAUACACGAACAUAAACAUACACGCGCACACACACUGAUACAUAGUUUACUACACACAAUUUUAUACAUAUAUACACGUACAGACACAUAUACACGCACCCACAAGCGCGCAAACAGCUAUGGACGAACAGCUGGUGUGUCACCGACGAGCGGAUGAUGCAGACGAUGAGGAAUCGAAACCGUCCCCUCAGGACCCCGUUAUCAAGAAUUGUCUGGAAGAUUGGAACGAUUUGGAAGAGGAAUAUGUCGAGCUGGAGAGCCUUCAUCGUACAUAUCAGAAAAAGCUCAAUGAAAUGGUCAGCCUACAAGACAAGUGCCUCAAACAGAUUGCCCAUCACAGAUAUCGGAUGAAAACAAUUCAGGAAAGCUUAAAACGAAACACAAAAGACUUGUCUGCCGAAGACAAAUCAGAGAUGAAGUCCCUUCAACAGAAACUCUUAGAUAGAAAGGAAGCCUUUCGUGAACUUGAAGAAUGUCUGCCUCAUCAAAAUGGGAAGCUCUUUACUGCCCUGUCUAUGCUCCAUCUACCUGCAACAAAUCCCCUUCUUUUAUAUUUGAACUUCAAUAUUCCAAGGUUGUACUUAAGUGUCAUUCUGGGUCAAGUCAAUGUCUCACUGCUUAACAAAGGUGACAAAUUUCAAUACAAAAGGGAGUAUGAGAGGUUCAAGCUUGUGGUUAGUUAUAUUAUAAUGUGUCUGUCUUUUGUGCAGACGUUUUUUGGAAGUUACAGAUGGGUGGAUGCAGUCCUUCAUUUUCUCCUCGUCUGGUAUUAUUGUACCUUGACUAUUAGAGAGAGUAUUCUUGUCGUGAAUGGAUCCAGAAUCAAAGGCUGGUGGUUGACUCAUCAUUUCAUUUCAACAGUUUGUGCAGGGAUUUCCUUAAUAUGGCCUGAUGGCUGGUCGUAUCAAGUCUUCCGCACGAGAUAUGUCAUAUUCAUUAUGUACCUUAGUUUUGUAUAUGUUAUGCAGUAUUACUACCAAAACGGUUGUCUGUACCGACUGCGUACACUUGGUAAAAGACAUGGCAUGGACAUCACAGUAGGUAAGUUGUCUCCCUUGUUUUUUCUUAGUCUCAGCCUCGGUUGUGUCCCUUGAACAAUUAUUGUUAAU
Octopus bimaculoides (California two-spot octopus) is the source of this 3185-nucleotide messenger RNA. RefSeq names its product transmembrane protein 120A. Gene Ontology annotation, cellular component: membrane. The record is from RefSeq and is a predicted model, not a curated record. Lineage: Eukaryota; Metazoa; Mollusca; Cephalopoda; Octopoda; Octopodidae.